GAUGUGUCAUCUGUCAGUUGAUAUCGGUGUAGAAUGUUAACAUGAAAUAAUAUUUUUAUUAAACAUUACAUUUAAACAUGAUUGAAUUCAAUUUUAGCAACGACAGAACGAUAAUCUAUUCAUAAUGGAAUCCAGAAAAGAUAUUUACAAUCUCUGGAUCCAAUACACAACAAAGAAUGAAGAAAUAUAUUUUAGACAAUUCGUAGCAGGAUUUGUGGGAAUAUGGGAGUCCCAAUUAUGUCUCGAUGUAAAUAAACCCCCUAGUCUAACCGAGACUAAAAGUGAUUCAGGGCCCCAUUUGACAAGACUGCCAGAUGAACUGUUACCAGCUAUUGGCAAAUUUUUAUACAUAGCUAAAGAUACAGCUGAGAAGGAUAUUAUUACACCAAGAUUCCUCAAUGAAGCAGAAGUGCUGAUUAAAUGUUUGACAAUAAUAUGCAGAAAUUUUGAUAAUAUCCCCCUCAUAUCCUCUUGUGAAUAUAUCAGUCAAUGUAUAUCAAUUGCCAGUAUUGUUGUGCACAAGUUGCUAAAAAACCCAAUUGAAAAUGCCGAUUCAUUUCUCCGUUCCUUAGCACUGAUGUUAGAAGUACUGUACGAUCCAUAUUUCACUUGGAGAAAUUUUUUAUUAAAUAAUAAUGCUGAUUUUGCAAGACUGCAACACCAACCAGCUUUGCUUCAUGUAGAAGUCAUUCCAUUUAUCUAUGAUUGUUUUCAAUCCUCGUUAAUGUUUUCUUAUCCGGAAAUAAGUACAGCUCUUUUACAUGUAUUAGGUGCGGUGAUAUUUGGUGCCCAAAAGAUGAUUUUGAAUUAUAAACCUAUUGACAAUUGGAAUUCUGAUGGUAUGGCUCGUAGACUUAGUGAAGGGCACAACGGUCAACGUGCCAUUUGCCCAGCCACUGUCAGCAUUCUUAUGGACGUAAUAGGACGAAAAACCGUCGAUUGUGAAGUGCGCACAAUUGCCCUGCGCUGUUUCGUAGCCAUGGUGCAGGUCCUGCACAGAUCUACUCCAGACCAGAGGCAGAUAGAACUAGCUACGAUCCUAAGCUUAUUUCACACGACGUUUGUUAAAUUUCUGUCUGAUCAAUCUGAAGAAAAUCUAGUGAUAUCUGAGGAUAAUCAAGAUAAUGUUAAAACAAUUGCCAUAUGCUCUAUUGUUAAUUCCGUAAAACUGUUAAUGACAAAUGGUGCUAAUAAUGUUCUGAUAGCUCAGGCUUUAGUAGAUGCUAAUUUGUUGAAUUUGUUAGUAACACUGCCGAAACAUACAAAGAAUUGGGAUAUAGAUCAUCAAUUACUAGCCACAGAAUGUAUAAGUAGUUUAUCUCGAAUUACACACCUAUGUGUAUCUGCUAGAGAAAUUUUUAUCAAAAAUGACUAUUAUGAUAUUUUUAUGUCAUAUGUUGCUGAGCUUGGGACACCAUCAAGAUCUUUAUUAUGCCAGUUACUAAAAAUGAUAACCGGAGAUGGAAAUGAUAACACAAUUUGUAAUUCACACAUUCUUAUAAGAUUAAUCACUUGGAUCAUUGAUAUGGAUGAACAUGAUCAGCCUUGGAUUUCAGAGGAGAUAUGCAAAAUAUGCACCGAAGGCUUAUUAAGGUAA
Messenger RNA from Ctenocephalides felis (cat flea), 1597 nucleotides. Its product is annotated as neurobeachin-like protein 1. Bases 125 to 1597 code for a protein of 490 amino acids. Lineage: Eukaryota; Metazoa; Arthropoda; Insecta; Siphonaptera; Pulicidae. The record is from RefSeq and is a predicted model, not a curated record. The transcript has 8 exons.